ACUUUUUUGUUAAAGAUAAUCAUAAGGAACUUCAGGCUGAACUAUUACUUUUUCUUGAAAAUAUUGAAGAAUAUAACCUGCUAAUAGAACAUGAAAAUAACCCCUCAAUACAUCAUAAAAAGAUUAUUGACCCUGCUCAAAAUAGUAGUACUUUAGAAUAUAACUUGAACAAAUCGGUUACAAAAAUAGAACAUAAUAAUAAUACCUCAAUAUGGCAUGAAAGCGUUAUUGAUUCUGCUCAAAAUGGUAGUACUUUAGAACAUGACUUGAACAAAUUAGUUAUGAAAAACGAACUAUUUCUUUUAUUCGAAAAUACUGCAGAAUGUUAUCCUUUAGAAGAACAUGAAAAUAACUCAUGA
Racocetra fulgida is the source of this 359-nucleotide messenger RNA. NCBI's taxonomy places the organism in Eukaryota, Fungi, Glomeromycota, Glomeromycetes, Diversisporales, Gigasporaceae. The record is from the annotation of a GenBank genome assembly.